AUGUCAAAGGCAAUUAAAGAUCUGACAGAGGAGGCAGAGCAAGGGAACUUCUGGCUCUGGCUUCAGAGAAAGGACAAGAUGCCGGUGGAGGAGGCGGCGCAGGGGGAGUGCCUCCUCUCUGGGGAGGAGCAGUUAACCCUCAUCACAGAGAGCAUGUCCAUCACCUCCUCUGAUGAGGAGAAGCUGCAGCUCCUCAACAAAAACACUGAACUCCGGAGACUCAACAAAGAGCUGAUGAAGCUGAACGAGGAGUGGGAUCACAUCUAUCACAGCACGAGUGUGGGCCUCCAGCAGCGUGUGGCGGCCCUCGAGGAGGAGAGCAGGGCCCUCAAACAGCUCAACAGCCGACUGCUGCUCAAAGUAGAACAUGAACAGAACAAGAGGGAAUAUUAUGAACAAACACUGAUGCAGGAACUGAAGAAAAACCAGCAUCUGCAGGAGUAUGUCAGACUGCUGGAGAGCCGACUGCACCAAACAGAUCUUCAGCAGUGGACUAGAGGAACUCAGACCCCAGAUAUCAGUGGCUCCUCAGACUGUCAGCUAGUGCAGAGCUUGUCUAAGCCGUCCCUGGACAUACGGUCGACUCCAGCACUUCCUCCGUCACUGGGCACAAAGUCCAGUCUCAGACUGGCUGGUAUGGGAUUGGAGAUGCAGUCUGACCCUAUGAGAGAGGUUCAGGAUCUUAAAGAACAGCUGGUGGCACUGCGGUGUCAGACUAAAAUCUACGAGGCUGACUAUAAAACCGAGCAGAAGGACCAUGAGCGCAUGCUGCAGGAGAAUAAGCGUCUGCGGCGCCGAGAGGCAGACAUGCGUCAGCAGAUGGCGCUGCUGCAGGAGCAGGUCGAUUCCUCCAAUACGUGUACUAACACUUUCUACUAA
This is a messenger RNA of Sinocyclocheilus anshuiensis, 879 nucleotides long. RefSeq lists its product as uncharacterized. The record is from RefSeq and is a predicted model, not a curated record. Gene Ontology annotation, biological process: regulation of transcription by RNA polymerase II; cellular response to lipopolysaccharide. Lineage: Eukaryota; Metazoa; Chordata; Actinopteri; Cypriniformes; Cyprinidae. Bases 1 to 879 code for a protein of 292 amino acids. The transcript has 7 exons.